Molecule: messenger RNA, 4276 nt
Organism: Harpia harpyja (harpy eagle)
Lineage: Eukaryota; Metazoa; Chordata; Aves; Accipitriformes; Accipitridae
Product: ceramide transfer protein-like
Exons: 18
Coding region: 626-2548 (640 amino acids)
Biological process (GO): ER to Golgi ceramide transport
Cellular component (GO): Golgi apparatus
Molecular function (GO): phosphatidylinositol-4-phosphate binding
Source: RefSeq, a predicted model, not a curated record
ACAAAUACUGUUCUAAGCAGUACCGCUAUCCUCGCCCAGUGGUGGAGGGAACGAAGCUCCCUACUUCAUCGGAUUACGGAGACGAAACCCACCACUAGCGCGACAGAAACGACGAAACCAAGAUGGCGGCUGCCUGCCGACAAGAGGGAGACAGCCGCUGCAGCGGACUACGUUUCCGAGAAUCAAUUGUGGCCAGACUUACUGCUGCAUGGAAGAAGACUACAACUCCCAGCAGACACCGCGCGGCCCGGCUAGUGGGACUGGGAGGGAAGGCGAAGGGCGGAGCUGAUAAAUAGUGGCACAGAGCACCCGCCUUACGUAAGAUGGUGGUGUCGGCCGCGCUUUAGGUGGGGUGCGCGGUAGGCAGACGCAUAUUCGUUCCUCCUCUCUUCGCUACUUCUAUGUUGUGGCUCUUGUCGCGGGUAGGGGCUGUGGAGCUACGGUGAGGGGAAAGCCCGAGCUUGCGUACCUCGGUGCCGGCCGGUCGCUGGCAGGGGCGGCUCGGCGCUGGUGGCACUGCGGGAGCGAAGUAGUGCUGUUCAGCUAGAGCCCACUGCUUCCGUCCCUUCAGCAGGAGGUUGAGGCUGCUGUAGGCGGGGGUCGCUCAGCUCUUCCCUACUCGGCUAUGUCGGACAAUCAGAGUUGGAAUUCCUCCGGCUCCGAGGAGGACCCCGAGACCGAGCUCGGGCUGCCUGUUGAGCUCUGUGGGGUGCUCAGCAAGUGGACCAACUACAUUCAUGGGUGGCAGGAUCGAUGGGUAGUUCUGAAAAGCAACACACUCAGUUAUUACAAGUCUGAAGAUGAAACGGAAUAUGGCUGCAGAGGCUCUAUCUGUCUGAGCAAGGCUGUGAUUACACCCCAUGACUUUGACGAAUGCAGAUUUGAUAUUAGUGUAAAUGAUAGUGUUUGGUACGUCCGAGCUCAGGACCCAGACCACAGACAACAGUGGGUAGAUGCAAUAGAACAACACAAGACUGAAUCUGGCUAUGGAUCAGAGUCAAGUUUACGACGCCAUGGCUCCAUGGUGUCUCUUGUUUCUGGAGCAAGUGGAUACUCUGCAACAUCCACCUCUUCAUUCAAGAAGGGCCAUAGCUUACGUGAGAAGCUUGCAGAAAUGGAAACCUUUAGAGACAUCUUGUGUAGACAAGUUGAUACUUUACAGAAAUACUUUGAUGCCUGUGCAGAUGCAGUUUCCAAAGAUGAACUCCAGAGGGAUAAAGUGGUAGAAGAUGAUGAAGAUGAUUUCCCUACAAUGCGUCCUGAUGGGGAUUUUUUACAUAACAGUAACAGCAGUAAGGAAAAAUUGUUUCCACAUGUGACACCCAAAGGAAUUAAUGGCAUAGACUUUAAAGGAGAAGCUAUAACUUUCAAGGCAACUACUGCUGGAAUCCUUGCUACACUCUCUCAUUGUAUUGAACUCAUGGUAAAACGUGAAGAAAGCUGGCAAAAAAGACUAGAUAAGGAGAUAGAGAAAAGGAGAAAAAUUGAAGAAGCAUACAAAAACGCUGUGACAGAACUGAAGAAAAAGUCCCACUUUGGAGGGCCAGACUAUGAGGAGGGUCCUAAUAGUCUGAUUAAUGAAGAAGAAUUCUUUGAUGCUGUUGAAGCUGCUCUCGAUAGACAGGAUAAAAUGGAAGAACAGUCCCAAAGUGAAAAGGUCAGAUUACACUGGCCAACAUCCUUACCUUCUGGAGAUGAAUAUUCUGCUGUGGGGACUCAUAGAUUUGUCCAAAAGCCUUAUAGUCGCUCUUCCUCCAUGUCUUCCAUUGAUCUAGUCAGUGCCUCUGAUGUUCACAGAUUCAGCACCCAGGUGGAAGAGAUGGUACAAAACCACAUGACAUAUUCCUUGCAAGAUGUAGGAGGAGAUGCCAAUUGGCAGCUAGUGGUAGAAGAAGGAGAAAUGAAGGUGUACAGAAGAGAGGUGGAAGAGAAUGGAAUAGUUUUAGAUCCUUUGAAAGCAACGCAUGCUGUUAAAGGAGUAACAGGGCAUGAAGUUUGCCACUACUUCUGGAAUGUCGAUGUUCGUAAUGACUGGGAAACAACAAUCGAAAAUUUCCAUGUUGUAGAAAAUUUAGCUGAUAAUGCAAUCAUCAUUUACCAGAUGCAUAAGAGGGUGUGGCCAGCUUCUCAAAGGGAUGUGCUGUAUUUGUCUGCCAUCAGAAGGAUACCAGCAUUCAGUGAAAACGAUCCUGAAACAUGGAUUGUGUGCAAUUUCUCUGUGGAACAUGACAGUGCUCCUCUGAAUAAUCGCUGUGUCCGUGCCAAAAUAAAUAUUGCUAUGAUUUGUCAGACGUUAGUAAGCCCACCAGAAGGGAACAAGGAAAUAAGCAGGGACAAUAUCCUAUGCAAGAUUACAUAUGUAGCUAAUGCUUUUAGCAGAUUUGCUGUAUUUCAAUGUCUGGCUCCCUGUCUACUUUUAGUGAACCCAGGAGGAUGGGCACCAGCAUCAGUGUUACGGGCAGUGGCAAAACGAGAAUAUCCAAAAUUCUUAAAGCGUUUUACAUCAUACGUGCAAGAGAAAACGGCAGGAAAGCCUAUUUUAUUCUAGUAUUAGCAGUGAUCAGAACAAGACUGGGUGAGCAUUCCACAUUGAAGUGAUCAUGCAUAGAGCACUCCAUGCUGGAACGAAGGAUCUACAGUCUUUUUAUGGCCAAAGUUCUAGGCUUUGUAUACUGAAGUAAAGAAGCGUUGCAACACCAUGAGGCUGAAUAUUUAACACUAGCUCUCUCCUAAAGUUUCUUGCGGAAUCAGUGUGUAAUUAUAAAUAGAUGUAUUGAUAACAUGUAUAUGGCUAUUUUAUUUGCUUGUUUUAGAAGAGGCAGAACGUGUACAACUUUGAAUCACCAACACGGGUUACUGCUUUAAUUUUAAACAACUUGCAGAAUUUCACUGUCAACAUAUACAUAUAAGAUAUACAUACAUAUAAGAUACUUGUGCACAGCUUUUGUGCAUGUCUAAAAAGCACAAAAGACAAAUGCACAUAUAGCAUACCGUAUGUGCUUUAUAUGCACAAAAAUCUAUGUGGUAUUUUGGGGGGGAGGGAGGGAGUUUGGUAAAGCCUAGGUGACUUAUUGGCAGGUUUUGUUUUGCUUUGUAUAAUCAUAGUUCAUUGCUGUUUGUUUCUAUAAUGAAUUAUCUUGUUACAUAAAAUGUCAGUUAAUAAUUGAGGGCUGUCAGUAUCCUUAUGACUUUGCCUUUUCUAUUGUCUUACUCUUAUGAAGAUCUUUGGCUCUGAAGGAGUAAGACUGUGAAAAGCUUUAUUUUUUUCCAGAUAUCUUUAUAUUUCUAUUGUAUUUUUUAGUUAUGUAAUAUGUGCUACAGAAUUUUUGUUGUUAAACAUGAUCCAGAAAUUUCUAGGAAGAUUCUGUAUUAGAGGGCAAGAGGGUGCCUGAAAGCUAGAAGUCAUCUGUCCAUGGUAUAUGUGGACUGCUUUCUUGCAUGAUAUCUGGGACUUUCCCAAAGCUGUGAGAAGGUACACUAUAAUAUUUAUUGAAGUAAUUUGGACUAUAUAGGACAACAUUCCCAGCCUAGAAUGAGGAUGAGUACAUUAUUUUCAGAUCCUGCAUGUGUUUUCCUCAUCUUAAUAAAGCCAUGCUAUGAGGUUCAUGUAGAAAAUGAGUUGCGCUGAUACUUGCCUCUUGAUCAAAAACUCAUCAGAGCUAUAAGGAUGUGUAGUUCUUAUUGGAAAGUUCCCUCUACUUGCUGUGAGAAUUUAAAUGUCAGUUAUUUGCCUGCCUUUGAUUCUGGAGAUGCUCAUUAAGAGAGGACUCUGGCAGACUGGUACUGACUUUGAGGUCUUUUAUCCAUGUCCUGUAGUUGGAAACUCUUCGGAGACUGCUGGGUGUUUCACUGACCCGUGUAACUCAAGAAAAAAGUUUCAGAUUUUUUUUUUUUAAAGAAAACUGAAAGUCUUAUUUCAUAUAGUAUGGUAGGUACCUGAAAAUAAAUAAAAGAUAGUAACUUAAUGAAGAUUUGGUGAAUGAUUAAAUGUGAUCUGCACAGUGUUGAAAAAACUACUUUAUCUGUUCAUCUUCUCUAUAGUGAUGAAAUCAUGCAUAACACAUGUAAUCAUGCUCCAUAACUCUUCCAUUUUAUUUGCCUUUUUCUGACGGUGUGCAUGGAAUAUGCCUUAUUAGAGAGUUAUUCCAUUAAUUUGAAUAUGUAGAAAAGUGCCUAUAUGUUAAUGCUAGUAAGGCAAAUAAGAUGAAAAUUUGUACGUUUACUAUAUCACUGGUGAAUACUUUAUAUAGUGAUGUUAAAUAAAAAAAAAAUCUUA